AUGAGACAUGGGAUGACAAGUUGCAAGUGUCUGUCGUCGCUGGUGACGAGUCUGACUUUAUUCGUUUAUGACAAAGCAUAUGCUCAGAACCUCUCCACCGCUGACGUCGGCAUCGUAACCCAGCGCCUGGCGCAAGGUGCGACCCACAGCUGGGAAUAUGGCGCGCGCGCGGAAGUACUCUUGGAGCUCAAUACACCGUCAUACUCUGUAUUCUCUCCCACUUCUCUACCGCCUCCCCAGCAGAUCCCCUCCAAUCUCACUAGUUCACUCAGUGACGUCAUAGGCAUCGCGCACAUGAUUGUUGCCAACCGCUCCACGUCAAAUAGGAACAUCACAGGACCCCAGCCACUCAUGUCAGAUAAUGCUACUGGUGACCCAGCAAGUAUAGGUGUUGCAGUGCUCCUUGCAAACUGGACGGGUCAGGGCGCAGUGGAUGGACUCGACUAUGCAGGCGCAGCACGUGACCAGCUCGAGUUCCUGCUAUCGAAUGUCUCUCGGACCCAUGACGGUGCGAUUUCGCAAAGGACAGACCAGGUGCAACUUUGGAGUGAUUUCGUGUAUAUGGCACCGCCGUUCCUCGCGUAUUAUGGCGUAAUGAUGGGGAACCAGUCGCUCGUGCAGGAGGCCUACAAUCAAGUUCGCCUUUACCGCAAAUAUCUUCGGAAUUCGAAUGCCAGCAACAUCUGGAAACAUAUUCAACUCGGAGUGUAUGGGACGGACAACGGUCAUUGGUCUACUGGUAUAGUACAUCUCCUCUCCGUAGAUUCUAUCGAAAUUAGUUCUCAACGAGUCAUAGGGAAUGGCUGGGCUGCAGCUGGGAUGCUUCGGGUGCUGAGCACGAUUAAACAGUCACAGUUUUCGACCUCGAUGAUGAGUCAACAACAGGAUUUAGCUGAUUGGGUGCAGGAAAUACAUGAUGGGAUGUACUCGUAUCUUGAUUCCAGCGGCCUCUUCCACAAUUACGCUGACAAUUCGUCCACGUUCACUGAUGCAUCUUCAACCGCGCUGCUUGCGAGCACUGUCUACCGUCUUUCCCUUCUGUGGGGUGUGGACAAACAUAUUCCCGUCGCAGAGCUUUGUCGAAGGACACUCUCCGCUCCCGCGGGUUCAGCUGUUGAUAUCUCCACUGCUGGUACAGGAACGGUAUCUGUGCCUAGUUCAACCACUACCACUACCCCUACCGCUUCAGCACCAUACGCAUCGUCAACGGCAACUGGAAUACCAGGUUUGCUACAUUUCACACCGGAUGGGUGGCUUACACCCGUCGUUAAUCCAUAUUCAUAUCCUGAUCAGGGGCAGCAAAGCCCUGAGAGCGAGGCGUUUGUUAUCGCGAUGCAGGCUGCGUGGCGCGAUUGGGUCUCGAACGGGACAACAGGGGCCAAUGCCGAUGCCAAUGCCAAUGGCACUGUGAGUCCGCUUGCCCGAGUAAGCUGGGCGUGGAUCGUGGUUGAUGCGAUGGUUGUGACGUUCCUCUUAUGUUGAAGACGCGAUGAUAAUUACGAGAUGUAAGUCGAUGAAAUAGGUAGAGGAAAAGUGCCCGGUUGUAGUAAUAAUUGUACAUACUUUAGAGACCGUUUUGCUGGCAUGGAUACUUCUAAGUGUGUACAGGGAGGGGGACUAGGUACUAGAGGUAGACCCUAUUAUGACCUGCGCAAGCUAAAUACAGCGUCGGAAUGUGCGCAU
Pisolithus orientalis is the source of this 1683-nucleotide messenger RNA. Its product is annotated as Six-hairpin glycosidase-like protein. Gene Ontology annotation, biological process: carbohydrate metabolic process. The transcript has 4 exons. NCBI's taxonomy places the organism in Eukaryota, Fungi, Basidiomycota, Agaricomycetes, Boletales, Pisolithaceae. The coding region runs from base 1 to 1482 and encodes 493 amino acids. The record is from RefSeq and is a predicted model, not a curated record.